AUGUCUGAGGAGGGGCUGGCUGACACCAGCCGAGAUGGCCACAGCGUCAAGGAGGAGUCAGAGGGGGAUGGGGACUGUGGCCUGACAGGACCACCCGCUCUGGUGGGCUCCUAUGGCACCUCCCCUGAGGGUAUCGGCGGCUACAUCCAUUCUCAUCGGCCCCUGGGCCCUGGAGAGUUUGAGUCCUUCAUUGACGUCUACGCCAUCCGGAGUGCUGAGGGGGCCCCCCAGAAGGAGGUGUAUUUCAUGGGUCUCAUCGACAUCCUGACACAGUAUGAUGCCAAGAAGAAAGCAGCUCAUGCAGCCAAAACUGUCAAGCAUGGGGCUGGGGCAGAGAUCUCUACUGUCCAUCCUGAGCAGUAUGCUAAGCGAUUCCUGGAUUUUAUUACCAACAUCUUUGCCUAAGAGACUGCCUGACUCCAUGCUGACUGCUGCUUUAUCUUCAAGGUGGCAGGGUUCUGAGAGG
Leptonychotes weddellii (Weddell seal) is the source of this 466-nucleotide messenger RNA. The record is from RefSeq and is a predicted model, not a curated record. Lineage: Eukaryota; Metazoa; Chordata; Mammalia; Carnivora; Phocidae.